This is a messenger RNA of Helianthus annuus (common sunflower), 1754 nucleotides long. RefSeq names its product phosphatidylinositol 3,4,5-trisphosphate 3-phosphatase and protein-tyrosine-phosphatase PTEN1. Bases 358 to 1539 code for a protein of 393 amino acids. Gene Ontology annotation, molecular function: phosphatidylinositol-3,4,5-trisphosphate 3-phosphatase activity; protein tyrosine phosphatase activity. The record is from RefSeq and is a predicted model, not a curated record. The transcript is spliced from 8 exons. NCBI's taxonomy places the organism in Eukaryota, Viridiplantae, Streptophyta, Magnoliopsida, Asterales, Asteraceae. Gene Ontology annotation, biological process: phosphatidylinositol dephosphorylation. Gene Ontology annotation, cellular component: cytosol.
UUUCCCUCUUUUCAUCCAUCACCUCCCUCCCUCUUCUCCAAACAAGAAUGACAUCUUCCGAUCAUUCCGUACAAGUUGUGGCUGAAAGUCACUCUUGAGAGAGAUCCUUGAUGUUUCUUAAUAUAGAUAGAUAGAUAUAUGGCAACCGUGUUUUCCUCUUUCUUUCCUCCUUGAAAUCCAUUAUCCUACCCCCAGAAUUCACCUCUUCAACCGGUCCAAAAAUCGUAACAAUGCUUAUUGCGAUUUUUGGAUCCAUCCGUUAGGGUUUUAGGAUUCUCAUUCUUCAAGGAUCGAACGCUAACUCUUUUCAGCUUAUGAACCGGUGAUCUUAAGAGUAGGAUCUCCUGUACAACAAAAAUGGGAGCGAAUGCUUCUACACUCAAUCACGAUGCUUUAGCUACGCAGUAUCAACUGAUCAAUUAUGUAUCACAUAGUAUAUUUAUACGUAGGCUAGUGUCUCAAAAAAGAAGGCGGCUGUUAGUUGGUGGUUAUGAUCUCGAUAUGUCUUAUAUUACCCCUCGUAUAUUAGGCAUGUCAUUUCCUGCAGAGCGAAUGAUGGCCAUAUAUCGCAAUCCUAUGUGGCAGGUUAAGGAAGUUUUGGAAAUGAGACAUCGUGGACACUAUAAGGUGUAUAACUUAUGUAUAGAGGAAGAUUAUGAUCCAUCCCAUUUUAAUGGCUGUGUGGAGCGAUGCCCGUUCGAUGAUAAUCAUGUGCCACCCCUCCCAUUGAUCAAGCAAUUAUGUGAAAGUGUUCAUUCGUGGCUUUCAAGUGACCCGAAGAAUAUUGUUGCCAUUCAUUGCAUGGCAGGUAAAGGGCGUACAGGUUUGAUGGUAUGUUCUUACUUGGUCUACACUGGCAUGUUAGCCGAGGAAGCUCUUCAGGUUUAUGCAGAUAAAAGGACGACAAAUAAUCUUGGAGUGACGAUACCAAGUCAACGCCGCUAUGUUAACUACUGGCAAAAAUGUCUUUCAUUCCGUGAAGGCUGUCCUCCAGAUGUGAACAUUCCUGAACCAAGUAGCAGGGUGUUGCAGCGGAUUCGAAUUUACGAUGCAAAUGUACAAACGAUCUUCUUUGUUUUGUCUGAAAUGCAAGAGGUUCCUGGGCAACUUUAUCGUCCAUCUACACAUAAAUGUAAGAACUAUUGCUCCAGAAAGAUAAAAGACAGUGGCAUUGACAAUUUUCUUUACGCAUUCAUCAAGGAAGAUGUCGUCACCUCAGAGCAAGAAAAAUCUGAUGAAAUGAACUAUCUUGACUGCUGCUUUGAUAAAACAUUACAGGUUACUGGUGAUGUUCGGGUCACAUUUUAUGAAAAGAAUGUCGGGGGUCGUCUCUUUUACGCUUGUUUCAAUACUGCUUUCAUCGAAAACAGCUUGCUACAGUUUUCCAUAUUGGAAUUGGAUAAAGUUGGCAGUAAGGCAAAAUCAAUAGCAGGUCCCGAGUUCCGUGUGGAGUUGCACUUUGGUCCAGCUGACCCUAACCAAUUGUUCUCAGCUCCAUCUGAUGGUGAUGAUGAUCCGAGCGAUGGGGGAGACUGCUGAAGUUUUGACCGUAGAUUUAGCCCUGGUUUGACUUUCUUUGACAAUUUUUAAUGGGAAGUGUAAAUUUUGAAGUUGUAGAUAUUACUGUCCCCAUACUAAAAGAAAAGCCAAAACCAUUGACCGCACGGUUUAACAUUUUCAUUUUGUCGCUUUAUGCUACUACUACACACAACGUGUAUCGACUUUCGAGUGCUAGUAUGGGUCAUUUGACGCUA